Molecule: messenger RNA, 2119 nt
Organism: Melanotaenia boesemani (Boeseman's rainbowfish)
Lineage: Eukaryota; Metazoa; Chordata; Actinopteri; Atheriniformes; Melanotaeniidae
Gene: tmem183a
Product: transmembrane protein 183A
Exons: 8
Coding region: 157-1233 (358 amino acids)
Biological process (GO): regulation of protein stability
Cellular component (GO): SCF ubiquitin ligase complex
Molecular function (GO): protein binding
Source: RefSeq, a predicted model, not a curated record
UUGCAAUGUUACGUCAUUCCAUGAUGGCUGAAGACCCUGGCGGAACACUUUUCAAUUUCUGUGUUUUUUUUCUCUUUUUCUCUUUACCUCCGCUUGCCAUAGAGACAUGGCAGAACUCACAGCCCCGUUAGACGUUUACAUAUCAUUAGUGUCGACAUGCCCAAGAAAGGAAGCCGAAAACGGCUGAAAUUUAAGGCCGGGGACGUUUGUUCAGAAUCAGUCACUGUUGCUGAUUAUGCUAAUGCCGACCCAGCCGUUGUGAAGUCAGGAAGGGUAAAAAAGGCUGUUGUAAAUGCGAUUGAAAAAGAAGUAAAAUUACUAUGUGGCCUGGAAGCAUCUCAGGGUGCUGUGGAGGAGGUUCUCUCAUCAGUAGUGGGUAGCAGAGCCGACACUUUGGGCAGCAGUGAUGAUUUGGAUCCUGAGGAAGAAGAAGGGGAAAGUGAAGCCAAAGUGGGACGCAAAAAGAAAAACAAGAGGAGAAAGGAAAACAGUGAGAGCAGUGAUGGGGGGGAUUAUCCGGUGGACAUUUGGUUGAUGCUUUCCUCCUAUAUUCGGCCUGAGGAUGUGUGCAGAUUUGCAUUGAUCUGCAGGAAAGCGUGGAUAGUCACUUGCACUGCAGUGUUUUGGACCAGACUAUACAGGAGACAUUACAGGAUUGAUGUUGAACUGCCAUUUCGUCUCCAGCCUGACUCCAUAGAUAGGAUGCGCUGUCUUCGGGCUUGUGUGAUUCGUUCACUUUUCCAUUUGUAUGAACCGUUCAACUUGCGUGUGUCAAAAAUUCCUGCACUGCCAGAAUCCACACCCACAACCUUACUGAAUUCCAAGUGUUUACUCUUCUGGGUCAAAAAGGUGUCAGAGGCAUUGUGGGAGUUCAACUUCAAAUUCAAAAACCAGCAGGGACACAGUAAGAAUGGCUGUGCCAAGUCCUUGUGCCUGCCUAAACAAUAUGAAGAUGUUCACAUGAACCCUGAGUCUGACUGCAGUGUGCUUCAGAUCACCACACUCAACUACAUCCUAAUCCCCGUGGUCAUGGGCAUGACACUGACCCUGUUCACAAUCAAUGUGAGCACAGACAUGCGCCACCACCGUGUUCGUCUAGUGCUCCAGGACGCGCCACUCCAGCGGGGGAAGAGAAGGGAUCAAGGUGGAACCCAGGUGGUAUUGGAUCCUGUUCACAGUGUGAGGCUCAUGGACUGGUGGCACCCACAGUAUCCCUCCUUGCACCGCACAUGAAAAUGCUGCCCUCUCAGUUCACUUCCUACGUUGGAAGAUCAAGAACCACUGCUGUUAUCUCAUCAGGCCUAUGAAACAGAAAACUAACAGCCAAUCACAUUCAGUGACUCUUAGCACAUACAAAUUUUGAUUGUUAGGUGUUUUAACAAAACAAGCACAGACUGGCCUAAAACAUAAUGAAAUAUUAGAGGCUCAUCCAGACCCUCUUCAAAGAGAGGAACAUGUAUUUGUUGUGAUCAGCAGUAUUUACUAGACAGCAACAUAUCCUGUUUAAUAGAAAUGUAUGCCACUCUCUCCAGAUGAGUUCUUAAAGCUCAUGGAUGAAUUGAUUAACAAUGGAAAACUUCCUCCCUCCCGUGGUUUAAAUCAUUCUCACUUGUAAAGCUAUCUUGUAAAAUCAUUUUGGCAUUGGUUUAAAUUUGGGCAUGAUUCUUUAUUAAUAAUUUCUUAUCUGUUAAAUAUGAGGCACUUAAGGUUAAGUGACUAUUAAUGACUUCUGUUCAAUGAAGGGGCCAAAGAGAUAAUUCACCUCAUAGAAGCGCUGAUGUGGGGAGGGCUUAAGUCUUUUAUUUUUUUAACUAGAAGCUUGAUCGUUGUCCUGUUGAUUAUUUGAGCUGUCUUCUUUCCUGCCACAUGGAGAUUGUCAUUUUCAGUAUGUAUUUAACUUGAAUUAAUAUUUACAAUCAAGUACUUGAUGUGCAUUGGUUUAAUCAUUCUUCUGACAGUUUCAGUCAUGUAAUUUGAUUUGCACAGUGUACCCCAUGGCAAAGGAUAGCUGGAUGUUUUGGUUAGUUGUAGAUUGUAUAAAGAGGGUUUUGCUUUAUCAUGUGAGAGUUACAUGGAAAAAUAUACCUUCUCCACUGAAAUAAAACAACUGCCCAUUGAA